AUGACUGCGGAUUGCUAUUAUGAUCAAUAUAGCACAGAUACAGCUAAGCACUGCAAAAAUACAAAUUUAAUACUGUUUUAUAUGCAUUUACAGCUUGUCAAUAACGAUUUAUCAACUGUUCAAAAACUCAAUGAAUGCGCAGGCCAAAACUGUAAUACAGGAAUACUUUUAAGCUACCCAAAUACUUGCGUUCAAAAUUGUGAUACCAAAUCCUGUGCUUAUUCUUGGCUCAAUUGCCUACCAGAAAAAACUUCGCGUUGUCAUGAUAGAAAUUGCAAAUCCUGCUAUGGUCCGGACGAUGGACAGUGCUAUAUGUGCGACACUAUGAAUUCAUAUCAAUUUUAUGGGUAUUGUUUAAAGGCAUGUCCUUGUGGAUAUACAGCUAAAUCAAUAGCAGGCUCUUAUCCUCUAUGCUUGCCUAAUGAUGAUAGCUCUACAAUGGUAAGUCCGACAUAUUAUUAUGUGACAUCUCUCACAACGAAUGAUCAAGCCGGUGGAGAUGGUACCAGAGAAAAUCCAUUCGAGUCAUUAUCUCUUGCUUUGACAGCUAUAAACAGCAAAUAUUCAGUUGUUAUACUGCUUAAUGAUGGAGUUCAUUAUUUGACACAGCUGAAUAAAACAAAUAUUAUGUCAGUUGUGGCGCCGGAUAGCUCAAAACCAUAUAAUUCUAAAACUCGCAGAAAAAGCUUAUCAAUAAUUUCUGAAAAUAGCAGUAAGGUAUAUUUUAAGCCAAAAACUGACUGAAAUAUCCUGACCAUUACUACACAAAAUACUGAUACGAUAAUUAUAAGUAAUAUCAUUUUUGAUGGAAAUGAAUGGGCUCAUGGGCAUAACGGCUGCUUAGACGGCUAUUGCUCAUAUUGUCCAUUUAUAACUCAGCAAUAUGAUGGAAGCUAUAAAGAUGACAGAGGAAACACAAUAACUAACUUUACUGGCUCAAGUCUGUGUCAAAAAUACCAUAAAUGAAAUCUAAUUGAAGCUGUUAGUGGAACUACUUUACUCUUAUACAAUGUUGCUUUUAAUAACUGAUUAGAUUAGAUGAGAUUAAAAUUUAUAGGGGGUCGGGGUUUAUUUCAGCCCCUCUCCGUCCAACGGAUAGCUUCACGUUAGCGCUAAGCGCUAUCCUCACACCACCUUUUUCCCCACUGAUGUCACCAAAAAAAUGGUGACUUCAGAGGUCUGUCGGGGAGAAAAUCCUACCGUUCGGCCGAGCCUUUCUUGGUCCCAAAAUUCAGCUGACAGGGCUCAGAGUACGGGUGAACCGUCUUUUGCCUACUCCAUGGCCUAUCAGAAUCAUAUCGCAGGUUCAAGAUUGCUCCUCAUGGAGUAGCAUCUGGAUUUGCGCUGGUAGGGACUUCUGCAGGUAAGGAAAAAAAGAUCUAAGGUUAUCCCUUAGACCAAAAACCUACCCCGGAGAACUAUCGCCAUGUGGCUCGCCUUUCCUGGCCCGGAUCUACUCACAGGUUGUCAGGAGUCCACGUCAGAUCACGCCAUUUUGAUAAUUCUUUUUAAUAACUGAAGAAUGGAAGAAAAUUCAAUUAUUUUUAGCAACGGAGGGACUGUCAAGCUUUAUAAUGUUGAUUUUGAUAAUAUAAGGACAAAUCCGAGCUCAGGAUCUGCAGUAGUUGUAUUUCAAGAUUGCUUGCAAAACUCUGGAUAUACUUAUGGUUGUGGGAAUUUUUCUUAUAGUGGAGGGAAAGUUACAAGGCUUAACAACGGCUUUGAGUAUUCUUCAUCGUUAACACUAAAAGGAUUUUUCAGGGCAGCUAGAGCUCAAGAUAUUUCUUUUGGUAGGGUGAUUUUUGAAAAUAAUGCUGUUUAUUCUCCAUCAAAUGCUGAUGAUGAUUCUUUAAUUUAUUUAGAAAUUUUCAGGACUCUAAAAAUAGAAUCCUGCACUUUUUCUUAUAAUUUGGUAUACUCUGCUUUGAUUUAUUUAAGUUCUUCCAAUCUUGAUCUAAAAUCGACUUUAAACUCUCAGAAUCAAGUUAUUGACUAUUUAAUUGACCAUAUAGUUAUUGAAGAUACAAUAUUUUCAUAUAAUUAUGGGUUUUACUAUGGAAUUUUUGCAGCUCAAUACCAAACUGAGCUGCAGAAUAUUUAUUGAAAUAAUGUAACAAUGGAAUGCAACGGCGCAGAAAAAGGGGCGUUAGUGUAUAUUUAUAACUCCGUUAUUUUAAACCAAUAUAUUUUUGGCCAAACUUCUACUGUAACAAAAUCUAAUGGUAAUAAAGUUAAGGCUUAUGAAAGAUAUAGGACUUUUAGCUGGGAUACUAUAAAAUUGAUAAACAAUAAUUCAGGAGGCUCUGGAAUGUGGGAUUUUACAAAACUUGUAAACUUGAACUUAAAUGCUAUUAAUGUGACUGAAAAUGGAACUUCAAAUAAUACAGUUAACAGCAUUGUCAUUUCUGUAUGGAAAAUAGAUACUAAUAUUUAUUUAAAAAAUCUAAUAUCAUCCUCAAUUUCCUUAUUCCACACUCCGUGAGCGAACCAAACCUAACAUUAACUUAAAUAUUGAGAAGUUCGCUGUAAUGCCUCGAGGACCUACCUCCACCCGUAUUGCUUCACCGGCUGCUCACCACCGACCGACCACGGCCUUCUAAAGUGUUGCUCCUUCUGGACGAGAAUGUGCACUCGCUACCCGAAGUUGGAUGAGUUGAGCCACCGUGCCGUACGCCAACAGAGUUGUCCUUUCCGAAAAUUUUGAAAAACAAAUUUUCUGGUCGAACUCACAGCCAAAAUGAAAAUCUAAAGCCUGGGACGUAACCCCCCAGUUUCACGCUAGAGAAUUGCCCGAUGGACCAAGAGGAACCUCAUUGGUGCUGCUGAGCUUCUCCUUUCCAACCUUCGACUCCAUUUCCCCUGAGGUAAAAUCCUUGCCAUCAGAGUGAACUGCGGUCGACCAAAUUUCGACAUUGCGCUCCACUGUGCCAAGGAAAUACCUAGCCGGAUACCUAUACCGAGCGCCAAAUUCACUUCCACGAGGUCCCCGGGUCCUAGAAGGUCCCAGCUACAGGUGUUGAGAAAAAGGGCUGGUUCGCCGUCGCCAUUUUAAUAAGUAUGAGCGAACCAAACCAUUACUAAUUUUUGCUAAAGAACCUACUUCAUGAGCAAACAAAAAUUUUUAUAAUAGAAAAAAUGUUUUAUGAAAAUAAAUGAUAUAUAAAUGAUAAUUAUAAUGAAAUCCCUAUCUAAUUCUGUUUAAUUUUAAGCAGCUUACAUUUUAAAUCACAAAUUUUACAAAUUAAAUUAAUUUUUACUUCUCAUUCUUACAAAUUAGAAUUUUUUUAAAUUUCGAAAAAAAAAAUUACUAUAAAAUUAUAUAAAACAAAAAUUAAUCCCCUCUGUGAGGAACAAAAUGUUUUUGUUCGCUAAGGAUCGGGGAGUUAGAUAUUUCUUCUUUAGCGUCUAUGAACUCACUGAUAAAAUUUACAAUUGAAAACUCAGAAAUCAAAAAAAAUUGCGCAUCAUCUUCAACUCCUUAUAUAUUUCUGACAAAUUCAAAUAUAACUGCUUUCAAUCAUGUCAUUUUUGAUAACAAUUUAGGUAAAUCUGCAGAGUAUCCGACUGUUUUGUAUAUAAAUGGAGGCAAUCAAACUGAUAUAAUAGAUUCUACCGCAAAUGUAAACAUAAACAAUGCAGAUCAAGGAUAUGGGACUAUUUAUGCAAAAGGCAGCGCUUUAAUAUUAAAAAUUCAAAAAUCAACUUUUAGUUGAAAUAACGCGAAUGAUGGAGGAGGAAUUUUGUUUUCUGGGAAAUCACUUUUUAUAUCAAAUAGUUCGUUUACAAAUAAUUAUGCUAAAGCAAAAGGUGGAGCGUUGUAUGUUAUGCAGAUAACUGCUGGCAUUAUGGAAAUUUCAAUAGAUUCAUGCAGUUUUAUAUCGAAUAUUGCAUUAAUAUCACAAGGUGGAGCAAUUUAUGUAGAAACACACAAUAUACAUAAAAAUGGGAUAAAAGACUAUUCGACUUCUUAAACCUAUUUCUUCAGGAAAAGCCCAGUGAUAAGGGGAAAGGCAUAAAGAGGUUGGCAACCCUUUGUGUAUAUCGGGCUAGGUUGUUCUUGGACCCUAGGGAGCUAAUCCCUAAGAUUUUGAGUUUUUAUUUGUGGAACCAUUAUUGGAAAGGGCAGGGUCAGAAAAGCGGACAUAAAUCCUUCAAUCAGGGCUCAAGAUGUGCAUCUGCCUAGCGAGAAAUUGGAGUUUCGACCUAAUUGGUAGGCCUAUAGACUCCAGAGUCAUGGAAGUCAAGAAUGGUCAUGCAAAUUCUUUGCCUGUGGUGGGGAAGAAGAGAGUCAGCCGGAGUGCCUUGGGGAAUGAUGAAUAUGUAGGGUGUAAACCCCGGCCUCCCAAGGAUAAAGAGCAUAUUAAAAUUAUGUAGAAAACACUGGAGUUGUCACUAAUAUUGCAACUUUUGCUAUAAAAGAUUCAAAAUUCACUCAAAAUUAUGGCAGUUAUGGAGCUGCUAUUUAUAUAGAUAGCACAGUAAAUCUUGAUCAAAAUAGCAACUCAUCCAUUGUUUCUUCUAGCUUUAUACAAAAUAAUUCAACAACAUCAGGAGCCAUUGCACUUUAUUUUUUAAGUGGAAUUUUUCUUAUUUCAGAUUGCGAAUUUACUUCCAAUAUAGGAAGACUUGGCUCAUCUUUGCAUUCAGAAAUUGCAGCUGAGUCAAGUAGCUACUAUUCGAGACUUACAAUAAAAUCAGCUGAUUUUAUCCAAAAUAGUGGUCUUGCAGUUAUUUAUAUGACAAAUUCUGAUGUUUAUUCUCGGGAUCAGAUCCAAUGAUCGUGCAUUUUUGAUAGUGUGCAUUUCACCGAAGCACUUUUGGUUGAAAUUUUUAAUAGUGAUAUAUAUGACUGAAAAACCCGUUAAAUUUCGAUGAAAUGUCACACUAUUUAAAAAUUUUCAAUCAAAUGUACUUCGAUGAAAUGCAAACUAUCAAAUAUCCGCUGUCAUUUGACAUGCCUUAUUCUCAUCUUAUUACAGACUCUUGCAAAUUUACAAAUAACGCAGCAACACCUAUAACAUUAGAUAAUGACCAUUGGGAAGAUACAAACUCCGAACUAACUUAUAACGUUGGAAGCCCAUCAGGAGGAGUAAAAAUGCUUGAGGCCUCACUUGCUGUAUGCGAAAAUACGAUUUUUUCUUAUUAGAUUAUUAGAUUAGAUUACGACUGGGUAUUUAAAGUCCCCACUUCGUUCGAGGAAGCAUUCUACGGUUUCCCGUAUGGUGGCAGAGCGUUCACCAAGCCCGGGCCGAAACCCCCGGUUUCUCGGUAGAGGCAUUGUCAAGGGCCGUCUCAUACCGGCUUUGCUGACCGCCUCCAUUUCCAACUUGGAUCGUCGCCUAAGUUUACGCCAACACUGCCGCGUCGUCCGCCAGAUCUGCCCAUUGAAGGGCACCUUUUAAACUGGAGAGACUCCCGUUUAGUCGUCUAACUCGCCUUCCCCUCUUUUCCGGUCAUCCCGAGAAAGAACUCAACAGCUUUCGCCAUUCGGGGUGAGCCAUAAAAGCAGCUUAGGCAGGUAAGUCGCCCUGCCUCAUUUCGGGCACUCACUGGGCUGAGCGCUGCUAGCAAAAAGAAGUCACGAGUAUCUGCCCAUGGGUCUGGUCACAAAAACAGCGGCUUUUGCGCUUAGGCCUCUCGCUUCGAGGUCCCAGACGUUGUUGGGCUAACUCCUGGCUCCAAAAACCAUGCCCGGAUAUAUAGAAGUUUCCUAUGUUUGGCGCUGUAAGGCCGAUAAAUUCUGAUCGGAAUUUAUCGGUAGGUUGCACCAAAUCAAUGCCUUGGUCGGACCAAAAAGCGAUUUGGUCCGACGAACUUGGAAAGCUCCUGGGAAAAUGUCUGCGCUUUUAGCGCUAUAUAGAGGAAACCUCUAUACAUGGGUAACCACCACUUAGAGGGUGGGUCGGUCGCCGUCCGCCAUUUUAUGUAUAUCCGAUUUUUUCUUAUAAUCAAGUAUCUUCAGAUGGAGGAGCUGUUUCUGCAGGAUCAGGUUCUAAAUUUUAUUGUUUAGGCUGCACAUUUAUAGGAAAUACAGCAAAAGGCUCAGGUGGGGCUAUUUUCAGUGAACAGAAAUCGUUUUUUAACAUCACAAAAUCUAAUAUUAAAGGAAAUAAAUGCGCUGAUAAAGGAUCUGCUAUAUAUAUGCUAGGGUCAACUACUCCAAUUUCUAUCAUUUUGAACUCUACAAUUUCUUAUAAUAAUUCCACAAAUGAAGCUAGUAUUGCUCUUCUUGACUCUUCUAUAAGCAUUGAAUCAUCUACUAUAACCCAAAAUAUAGCAUCAUAUAUUACCCCUGGAAUCCUUUUAACACUUUCACAGGCUACAAUAGCUAACUCUGCCUUUUCAAGUCAAAAUGGAGACCAAGGAAGCUUUAUAUAUGCGACCAAUAUGCACUAAUAUGUAGAAGGUAAUCACUUGGCCUCUUGGCUGAAUUUUCCCAACCCCUGUGGCGAAUACCCAGGUGGAGAAAUCAAGUUAAGAAAAACCUCCAUCAUACAUGAUGCAUAUUGAAUUGUCAUUUCUCGUGCCUUAGGAGCUAAUCCUGGGAUAUGGGCUUUUGGCUCUGUUAUUCUUUUAAAGGGCAGGGUCAGCGAGAUAUCAUAUCGACUAGAGUAAAAGGCUCCUUUUAGACAGCAUAUGCCUAGUACGAUCCAGAAAUUUGUGUAUUGGGGAAUCACCCAAAGGACUUCGGAGCCUUUAAGUCCUUUCCGAUUGUGCAAGACUCUCCUGUGUCGGAAGGAAGGGUGCCUGCUGAUAUCUCUCUGGGAUAAUGAGUAUGCAAGGGUGCAGCUUUAAGCCAGUCCUUUAAUGGCAAAACGAUUGCAAAUCUAAUCUAAUCCAAUCUAUUAUAUGCGACUGCUCAAAGCAUAGCAAGUAUUUUUAACACAACUUUUAUAGAUGGAUCAAGUGCAAGCUCAGCUGGGUCUAUUUUUUCUAUUUCUAGCACAGUAAAUAUUUAUAAUGGGAUCUUUAAUAGAAAUAGCGCCAAAAAUGGAGGAGGUGGAGUAAUUCUGUCUUAUUCAAGCAGCACUUUGCUCAUAAAUAAUAGCGCAUUUUAUAACUCAUAUAGCAAGGAUGUAGGGGGAGUGAUAAUCGGCUAUGAAAGUGAUCUGAUUAUUGAGAGCACGGUUAUGAAAAAUUACAAGGUAGGCGCUAUUUAUGGAUCUAAAAUGAAUUCUGUGUAUAUAAAAGACUCAAAAUUUUAUAAUGGGAUUGGCACCAAUGGAGGCUCAUUAACUUGCAUUUCUUGCAUAUCAGUCUAUUUAAAUAACUGCUAUUUCCAAGAAAAUACAGCAGAUACUGGUGGUGCCAUCUAUUUAUCGACAUCAAGCGACACAGAAAUAGAAAACCCUUAUAUUAUAGCAGAAUCAUCAUUUUGAAACAAUUCAGCAUCAUUAGGAGGUGGAAUAUACACAAACGAUAUCAGUUUAAAUGUAUCUUCUUCUGAAUUUGUAGGAAAUAUCGCAAAUACGACUAGCGAAAUUGUGGGAACUACCCCUACUACUGGAAAUGGAGGUGGAAUAAAUUUAGCUUGCUCAGAUUUUACGACUUGUGUAUUUAAUAUUACCUAUAACAGCUUUAUAGAAAAUUAUGCUAAAUAUAAUGGAGGAGGCAUAAACUGAAUAGAUGUGUUUCCUAUAGCUUAUGGGAAUUCAUUUCAUGAUAAUGAAGCUUCUUAUGCACCUGAAAUUUCUUCUUUUGCAAUAAAAUUGAUGGCUAUAGAUAUAUAGGGCCUUCCUAUAGAUGGCGCGCAAUGCGUCAUCACCGAGCCAUGUCGGGAGAGGGUUCCACACGAGGAAUGGUUCUACGUGUAGAACCCCCUUUUUGACCUGUGAGAAAACUACUUUCUACGAGCCAAAAAGAGGGUUCCACACGUAGAACCAUUCCUCGUGUGAAACCCUCUCCCGACAUGGCCCGGUGAUGGCGCAUUGCGCGCCAUCUAUAGGAAGGCCCUAUAGCUCUUUAGACAUUUUAUUUGCUAAAAUUAAUUUAUAUUAUAUAAAAAGCCUAAAAAAAAUUUAAUGCGAAUAGUUAGCAAAAAGCUAAUUAAUCUAUAAAAAUGGGAAUCUAGUUGAAUAUAGUAGAAGACUAGAUGACAUCCCAACAGCGACCUCUAUUUCUGGCAUUGCUUCCGGUCAAGAAAUGACUCAAAGCAUUACACUAGCAUUGGUAGAUUAUUAUGGAAACAUUGUAGCAACAGAUAGCUCAAGCACUGCACAACUUUUUCCUGAAGAUUCAACCUCAACGACCUUAUCUGGGUUAACAAAAACAACUGCAAUAAAAGGGAUAUAUUAUUUUGAUAAUUUCAUAGUUUCUGCUAAGCCAGGAACAACGAUUUCCAUAAAAACAACUUCUACAGGUAUAGAUACAACGAAACAGUCAAAAAUUGCAACAAAUGUUACAUUUAUUCCUUCAGUAACUAUUGAUGUUACUCUUCGCCUAUGCAUAAUAGGAGAAGCCACUGUAGGUGUUAACUGCGAAGUUUGUGGAAUUGGAUAUUAUAGCUUAAACCCUUCAAACACUCAAUGUAUUCCCUGUCCUUCACAUUCAGCGACUUGUUAUGGAAACUAUACUAUUGUUCCGCAAAAGGGGUAUUGAAGGUCGAGCAAUAUGUCUGAGAAUUUUCUUGCCUGUCCAAAAUCUUUAGCUUGUUUAGGCUCUCCACAGCCUCCAAAUCUAUCUUUUACUGGACUUUGCCAUGAAGGAUAUACAGGAAAUUUGUGCCAGGCAUGCGAAAAUGGCUAUUCGAGAACCAGCACAAAUACUUGCGGGAAAUGCCCAAAUGCAGUUUCUAAUGCUUUUAAAGUAAUUGGGAUAAUGCUUGCUGUGAUUUUUAUUUGUGGAAUAAUGGUAAAAACGACUAGGAAUUCUGCUUAUAAGCCGAAGUCAGUGCAAUCAAUAUAUAUAAAGAUUUUUGUGAAUUAUUUACAAAUUGUGAUGCUUGUGACUACUUUUGACUUGCAAUGGCCGUCUAGUGUGACCCAACUAUUUUCCAUACAGAAUGAUACAGGAUCAGUAAGUGAACAGGUUUUUUCUUUUGACUGCUUUUUAGACACAGGACAAGGUAAUGACCAAGUUUAUUUCAAUAAACUUAUUAUUAUGAGCAUAAUUCCAGCAAUUAUAGGAUUGAUUUCAAUACUAUUUUGAGGAUCUGUAGCAAUUUACAGAAAGACUUUGAAUUCAUUUAAAAAUGAUUUAAUUUCUACAAUCGUAAUUUUGCUGUUUCUUUUCCAUCCAAAUUUAGUAAAGUCUAUGUUUGCAGUGUUUUCCUGUAGACAAAUUGACGAAGGAGAGUACUGGCUUGUGCAAGAUUUAGACAUUCGAUGCUGGGAUAGGGGACAUGUAUUUUAUUCCCUAGCAGUUGCAGUCCCUUCUAUGAUAAUAUGAGGAAUCGGUAUUCCGACUGUUUCUCUAUAUUUUCUAUGAAGAAAUAAAAGAAAAUUAGACUCAAUUAGUGUCAGACUUCAGUUUGGGUUUCUUUUCAACGGAUAUAAAGCAAAAUCUUAUUAUUGGGAAUUUAUUAUUUUAUAUAGAAAAAUCCUUAUUGUAUGCUGCUCUGUAUUUUUAGCGAAUGUCAAUACCAGCAUCCAAGCAUUAACUGUCAUGAUACUGCUUUUACUUUGUCUUUACUACCAAAGUGUAGUUCAGCCUUAUGAUGGUGAUGUUUUGAAUAAAAUGGAAAUUCGGUCAAUUUUAGUAGCGGCUGUUACAAUAUAUUGUGGACUUUACUAUUUGACAGGGUCAUUAGAUUCAUUUUCAAAAACUGCUUUUUUUAUUUUAAUCUGUGCUGUAAAUAUAUAUUUCCUUUAUUACUGGCUUAAAAAAAUAUUUUGGGCUGGUUUUCAAAUCUUAACUGAUUUAAUUCCAUGCUUAAAACGAAGAUUUAGUCGGAAAGUAAUGGAUGGGUUCAGUGACGAAAUUUUUGAAAAAUCUGAGCUAAAUCACGUCAAAGUUAAACAAGGCGAAAAAUAUUUUUCAAUCAUUGCGAAUGAUGACCCAAUGUCAGCAUUGCCUGCUGAUUCAGAGCAAGAGAGCAUACUAAAUAUGGACAUGAAAAAAUUAUUUUUGUAUGUGGUCGAAGAAAAAAAUAAUAAUAACAAUAAAAGCAAUGCAUCAGAUGAAGAUUUUCCAAAUGAUACUCACAGAACAGCAAUUUAUGUAAUUAACAACAAGAGAAGCGAUAAUGCAGAUUUCCAAGAUGUGAAUCUACAAGUUUAA
Molecule: messenger RNA, 10218 nt
Organism: Blepharisma stoltei
Lineage: Eukaryota; Ciliophora; Heterotrichea; Heterotrichida; Blepharismidae
Source: the annotation of a GenBank genome assembly